ACGCGCGACAUUUUGAACAAAACAAAACACAAACAGCUGCUUUAUCUGACUUUAAAUCGUUAAAUCUGUACCCUCGACUGAAAGGAACGCCUGUAAGCAUUCAGACAUGUCUAAGAAAGCACCGAGAGCAACCUUGAAGUUUCAUAUGAAGAAGAACGCGGAUAUACGGAUUGGAAAAAACGCGGAUUUGAUGGCCCAGCUGAACCUUCUGGUUGUCCUACAUCGUCUGGCAGAGGAGUCAAGGGUCAAAGCCUUCGAGGAGAAAUCAGCAACUAUCAAAUCUCAUCAUGUCAGAGCUGUCGCCAAGAAACUGUUAAAGAGUGUACGUGGAUGAGCCAGAUUCACACUGGAACUGGACGGAUGAAGAUGGAUGUUUCUUUUUUUUAUAUGUUUGUAAGUGCUCAGACCUCAUAAUGCUCCUCUCACAGCUGUUCCUGUUUAAAAAAAACUAUUUUAAUAGUCACAUGAAAGUGUAGAUGAUAGAAAGUAUUGAAGUCAGAAAUCAAAAGCAGCUCUUCUGAUCAAAUUAUGACUUAAUUCCUGUUAAUAAACUGUUUGGAGCACUUAAGUUUGGUAACGUAGUUAAGAAACUGUGCAGAGGUUCUUUCCUCGCUCUGUAAAACAACAAGAUGUUUGGCUGGCGGCCAUCGACAACAGUUGGACCAUUAUCUGCGGCCGCACACGAAAGCAGGUUUUAGCUGGAAAGUUCACUCGGAUGAUGUUACGCUAUCCUGUGUUGACUCGGUGUCAAAUGCACCGCUUGUAAUGAGGGAGUAAUGAUUCGAUUUGAAAACAAAGUCUGUCUAACCUACCCACGAGAAAAUACUUGGGUAUAUUCUACGCAACCUGUCAAGAACAUUUGCGCAUCAUAUUCCAACCAAAUACAUUUUUUAAUUGUGAAAUUGUUUUCAUGUCAUUGCAGACGUUUGUGAGAUGAUUUUGCUUUCUCAUUUUAUUUUUUCCAAUGUUCAAUAAAUUCUUAUUUCAA
Messenger RNA from Triplophysa dalaica, 988 nucleotides. RefSeq names its product centromere protein W (gene cenpw). Gene Ontology annotation, biological process: chromosome segregation; mitotic cell cycle; kinetochore assembly. The record is from RefSeq and is a predicted model, not a curated record. Gene Ontology annotation, cellular component: nucleoplasm; kinetochore. The transcript is spliced from 3 exons. Gene Ontology annotation, molecular function: protein heterodimerization activity; DNA binding. Lineage: Eukaryota; Metazoa; Chordata; Actinopteri; Cypriniformes; Nemacheilidae. The coding region runs from base 107 to 334 and encodes 75 amino acids.